UGGUCAGAUGACAGACCACGUGAUGAAAACAAGCUUUGCGCAUGCGCGGUGGACUGUAAUACGACAUGCUUACCAUGAGUAGCUAUAGCUAAAUACACUUUCAUUUAAAUCGUGUUACAAGAAGUAUAGGAAAAAACGGAGGCGUAUAUCAGUUGUAUUAAGACGGUUUUCUUUAACGUGUGAAUGGUUAACACGCAGAUAAAAUACACAACAUUUUCUUCCAAUAUAAAUUAGACACACUGUUCCCAGUGGAAUAGCUAGCUAGCUAGCUAAUGUCAGAGUAAACAGAUUCAGGUUAGUUAAAUGGAGGCUGUGAUCUGACAGUGAUAUACUAAUCUAACUGUCAACUGGUUGCAACAUGGGAAAAAAGAAGCAGGGCAAACCUGUGCGCACAUCUGAAAACAGGGGCAAAGAAAAAAGGCAUAAGAUGAAAGGAAAAACCUUAGAGGCCUUUACAGAAGACAUGCACACUGCUUUUGAAGCAAGUCUUCACAUAGAGAAGGGAGCCGAGGCCCCUCAGGUUAAACUGCCUUGUCCACUUGCCAUGUGGGAGUUGGGUCACUGUGAUCCCAAGCGUUGUACUGAGAAGUUGGUACGAAAGGGCUUUGUACGCAACCUGCGCCUCAAUCAGAGAUUUAAUGGACUCAUACUGAGUCCAAUGGGCACAAAGUAUGUGACCCCAGCAGACAGAGAGAUUGUGGCUCGAAGUGGGCUAGCAGUGAUCGAUUGUUCCUGGGCUAAACUGGACGAGACUCCCUUCAAUAAAAUGGUCGGAACAUAUCCAAGGUUACUGCCAUACCUUGUAGCUGCAAACCCCGUCAACUACGGCAAGCCUUGCAAGUUAUCCUGUGUUGAGGCUUUUGCUGCAACAUUCUGCAUUGUUGGUUUUGAAGAGCUAGCAAUGCUUUUGUUGAAAAAAUUCAAGUGGGGGACAGUGUUCCUUGAUCUCAAUAAAGUCCUACUGGAGCGCUAUGCUGCAUGCCAGUCAGAGGAAGAGCUGCUGACUGUGGAAAAAGAGUUCAUCACAUCUAAACCAGAGGAGGAUGAAUUUGAUCCAUUUGAUGUUAACUCAGGAUUAGUAUGCGGGAAUCUCAACAGACCUUUGUGUGCACCUGAAGAUGAUGAUUCUAGUGAGGAUACGGACAGCUCAGAGGAUAAUGAAGAGGAUGAAGAUGGAGAAAGCAAGAAAGAGUCAACAACAGUGUCCCAUCAUGAAGGUGAUGAAGAGGAAGAAACUGAAUAAAAGUCAUUCAAAUAAAGCAUAUUUAAACUAUGGACCUUUUUAUUCUAAUACAAUGACUGGCACAACCUUUUUGAAUCUUAUAUAUAAUUUGCCACUAACCAGUUUUGUAUCAAAUAAAAAAAUAUAUAAAAUACA
Molecule: messenger RNA, 1378 nt
Organism: Eleginops maclovinus (Patagonian blennie)
Lineage: Eukaryota; Metazoa; Chordata; Actinopteri; Perciformes; Eleginopidae
Gene: tsr3
Product: TSR3 ribosome maturation factor
Biological process (GO): maturation of SSU-rRNA
Molecular function (GO): rRNA small subunit aminocarboxypropyltransferase activity
Source: RefSeq, a predicted model, not a curated record